Candidozyma auris is the source of this 2010-nucleotide messenger RNA. RefSeq lists its product as uncharacterized. NCBI's taxonomy places the organism in Eukaryota, Fungi, Ascomycota, Pichiomycetes, Serinales, Metschnikowiaceae. The transcript has a single exon. Bases 1 to 2010 code for a protein of 669 amino acids. The record is from RefSeq and is a predicted model, not a curated record.
AUGGCCCGUACUCGUUUCCUUAACAGAAAUAAGAAACAUAUGAAGAAAAAGCAGAACAAAUUUCUCGGCCUCAAUGGAAAGAUUGGAGCCUCGCCAGCUGACUUGCCGUUAUCUGCCGAGGAGCAGUCUCUUAUGGAUUCCUUCAAGCUGUCCUUUCCGCCUAGUACUAGACGUGAAAUUGUUCAUGAUGUUGACAACGUCAUGGAGGUGUUACAUACCAUCAAAGCUCUCAUGGAUGGCAAGAGCUUAAGCGAGAUAGUAAAGACAACUUCACGGUUGGAUUGGUUGCUCUCUACCACAAAAAUUGGCUAUCAUCUUUCCCUGAUCUUACGUGAAAUGAAUGGCAAUACGGCAGCAGAGCAAGAUACUGCGUUUCAAAGGUUUUCUCUUGAUACCGGAGUUAGUGAAGCGAGCUUUCCCUUGCUUGAGGGCUCCUCAAAUGUUGGCGGUGUUCGCAAUGCAGAGAUACUUGCGCCCGAUGAAGCUCAGAUGAAGCCCUGCGAAGUUGGAGAUGCUUGCGGAAGUCUCAUUAAUUCGGAGCCGUCCGGCAUUGCUUCUUCUGGUGUCCAAGCAAACUUCCCUGGUUCUUUUGAGCGAAAAGCAGGUAGUAUCACUCUUUAUGCCAGCCACUCAGCAAAGGCUAUUGAGAAAAUCUCCUCGAUUACUCAAGUCGCUUUCGAGAAUAAUUUUGAGAUUGCAAAAGGCAUACUGAAGCAAAAGCUAACACAGAUUGAAGAAUCCUUAGACGAGUGCAUGCAACUGCUUGUUAAGCACAUGAUGGAAGUCGAAGAGCUUGAUAAAUCAAAUGAAACUAAACAACUUGCACUUGCUUCAAAGAUGUUGAAAGAUCUUGGGACGGCAUUACUGAUUAAAGAGUAUUUAUUUCUGGGGCCAUCUUUGGAGCAAACUUGUUGUGGAUCUGAGCUGACCUCUGAGAGUUUAAACCAAAAUCAUCUUCUAGAGGGGCUGACACAUUUGACAUUGCCUUCCUAUAAUUUUUUGUCCAUUUCUGGCUUAUUUGAUGACACGGUUCAUCUUCAUUUGGCACCCACGUCCAAGUGGGUAGUUUUGGCCUUUCAUAAUUAUCAUGAAGUUUGCUCAAAAGUGGAAUGCAAUUCUAAGGUACAAGGUUUAAUCGAUGUGUAUGUGGAUCGUGCAUCCUGUGUAUCUCUUUUACAAAAAACACAAAACAACUCCUGGAUUUAUACUCCUUCUGCUAAAGGAUGGGAUGGUAUCUUGGAUUCCCUUACUGGAACUUCAUUCUGGCCGGUUGUAUGGCUUGCUUCUUCAGCUUUUCAGAGGAGACGAAGGACAGCACGGGAAGUCUACGAGGCAGAACCAUAUUUUGAAUGGAUUACGAGAGCAAACUCUCAGAUCAGGUUGUACGCCAAGAUUGUCUUCACGCUAGCAAUACUAGUCGGAGGGAGUGCUUGUGCCAUCACCGUAUUCGACUUUCUUUUCAAUUCGAUGAGGUUCUUGUACUAUGUGACAGCAAAAUCAGUAUUACGGUCGCAAUUUAGAUUGAGAUAUGGGCUACUUUCUGAGACUUCUGGCGACCAUAAGAGAUAUAAAGAAAAAAUAAGUGUGAUUGAAGGAUACACUAGUCGUACCUUCCUCAACUUUCUAAGAAUCCUUCAAGAUGCCUUAUUUUACAGUGGCAUUCCGGGUCGGGAAGUAGAGAGAUUUACAGCACAGGCAGGUCAUCUCCUCUGCGGCCUUCAGGAUACCAUAAAGAGUUCUCUUUUUCAGAAUACGAUUCAAUCCACUCGCCAGCUCAUUGAGGAUGUCCUUCGUAAUGGCGAAAUGUCGAUUCUUAGGCGAAAGGUAAUGAAAUUUUAUCAAUCUCUUGAAGGCGAGCAAAGAGAGCUCAUUGCUCAGCUGACGGAAGCAUUACUUAUGGUGAUGACAGAGAGAAUCAGGCUUGAAAAAUUCAAUAACACUAAUCAUUUCAGCACUCGUGAGCAUUUAAAGAGAGCUUGUUUGAUUUGUGUGAUCUCGGUACUAUUUUGA